This is a messenger RNA of Anoplopoma fimbria (sablefish), 414 nucleotides long. RefSeq names its product cellular retinoic acid binding protein 1a (gene crabp1a). Gene Ontology annotation, biological process: fatty acid transport. Lineage: Eukaryota; Metazoa; Chordata; Actinopteri; Perciformes; Anoplopomatidae. The record is from RefSeq and is a predicted model, not a curated record. The transcript is spliced from 4 exons. The coding region runs from base 1 to 414 and encodes 137 amino acids. Gene Ontology annotation, cellular component: cytosol; nucleus. Gene Ontology annotation, molecular function: fatty acid binding.
AUGCCUAACUUUGCCGGCACCUGGAAGAUGAAGAGGAGUGAGAAUUUUGAUGAACUUCUCAAAACCUUGGGAGUGAACACCAUGCUGAGGAAGGUGGCUGUGGCAGCGGCCUCCAACCCCCACGUGGAGAUCCGUCAGGACGGCGACAAGUUCUACAUCAAAACAUCCACCACUGUGCGCACCACCGAGAUCAACUUCCAGAUCGGUGAAGAAUAUGAUGAGGAGACCGUGGACGGACGAAAGUGCAAGAGCCUCGCCACCUGGGUGUCGGAGAACAAGAUGUACUGCAAGCAGACUCUGGUGGACGGCGACGGCCCCAAAACCUACUGGACCCGAGAGCUCAACGGCGAUGAGCUCAUACUGACUUUCGGGGCAGACGACGUCGUGUGCACACGGAUUUACGUCCGGGAAUGA